UCACCGCAUACUGACCAUCGGACGCUUCGGUAGUGACUGGGUAUUUUUUUACCCUGGGUGGACUGUAUCAUCCUCGCUCCACGUGUGGAACCCAGUACUAGUACUGUUAAGUUUAACGCAGAGCGUGGUUACAUCAUCAGUGGCUCUGCCGAGCUAUAGUGGUCAACUGCACGCGUGGUUUGGCGUUAACGAGGGCGGGGUCAGAGUGAAGUUCAAAUUGAACCCACCUCUUACAGGAUUACUAGUGAUCACGGAAGCUAUUUCGAUGGCGGCAACUAGAAAAUAAGUGAGAAUUGCCAAACAUCUGAAACAAAAUGGCCUCGAGAACACAGCCCGAUAUUCGGCCAUGGAAGAGGGUCCUUCUGCUGACACUGUUGUGUGUCAUAGCUCCUGGAUUAGUGGGAUCAAGUGUAACCAGUGAAACAGCUGUCAGCACGGUAUUAAAUUCGGCCUCAGAUUCCGCUCUCUCUAUCACAGCCACAGACUCAGCAGUAUCUAGUUCAGCGUCUGACUCGGUAGUUCCUGGUACAACAACAGGGUCAGAAUUGUUAAGCUUAACAACAGACACAGCAGUCUUUAGUUCACCAGUUACAAACUCUGCAGUGUUAAGUUCAACAACAGACUCAGCAGUCGUCACUUCAGCGUCAGACUCAGUUUCUAUAGCCUCUGAUUUAACAACAGACUCAGCAGUCGUUACUUCGGCAUCAGAUUCGAUAGUUGGUUCAACAACAGACUCGCCAGUGUUUAGUUCAACAUCAGACUCGGCAGUAUUUAGUUCAACAACAGACUCGGUAGCCCUAAGUUCAACAACAGACUCACCAGUGUUUAGUUCAACAUCAGGCACGGCAGUGUUAAGUUCAACGUCAGACUCGAUAGCGCUUGAUUCAGCAGUGUUUAGUUCAACAUUAGACUCCUCAGUGAUUGGUUCAACAACUGACUCGGUAGCCCUAAGUUCAACAUCAGACUCGCCAGUGUUUAGUUCAACAUCAGACUCGGCAGUGUUUAGUUCAACAACAGACUCGCCAGUGUUUAGUUCAACAACAGACUUGCUAGUGUUUAGUUCAACAUCAGACUCGAUAGCCCUUGGUUCAACAGAUUCGGCAGUGUCUAGUUCAACAACAGACUCGAUAGCCCUUGGUUCAACAACAGACUCACCAGUGUUUAGUUCAACAUCAGACUCGGCAGUGUUUAGUUCAACAACAGACUCGAUAGCCCUUGGUUCAACAACAGACUCACCAGUGUUUAGUUCAACAGCAGACUUGGUAGCCCUUGGUUCAACAACAGACUCACCACUGUUUAGUUCAACAUCAGUCUCGGCAGUGUUAAGUUCAACAUCUGACUCAACAGCCCUUGGUUCAACGACAGAUUUGGCAGUGUUUAGUUCAACAUCAGAAUCGAUAGCCCUUGGCUCAUCAACAGAAUCAGCAGUGUUAAGUUCAACAUCAGACUCGAUAGUCCCUGGUUCAACAACAGAUAAUGCAGUUUCUACUUCAGCUUCAGACACGAUAGUCCUUAGUGCAUCCGCAGAACCACCAAUAUCUGAUCUUGUAUCACAGUCAGCAGUCCCUAUUUCAAGUACAGAUUCAACGGUCUUCAGUUCACCGUCAGUGACAGAUGUUCUUAGUUCAACAACAGAGUCUGCAGUAUCUAGUUCAUCGCCUGAUGGUUCCGCUAUACCAAGCAGUUCAGAUGCCUCAUUUAUUCCUUCGGAUUUAUCCUCUUUUCCAUCUAGCUCAGACACUGCAAUUUUUGCAACAAGUUCAGAUAACUCCUUUAUCCCAUCAAGCUCCGAUGAUUCAGUUAUCCCAUCAACUUCAGGCAUCUCUGAUUUCUCGCCAAGUUCAGAUAUCUCCGCCAUUCAAUCAAGUUCAGAUGUCUCCGCUAUUCCAACCACUUCAGAUAUUUCAUUUUUCUCCUCAACCUCCGUUGACACAGUUUUCCAAUCAAGUUCAGUUGUUUCUGCGUUUCCGUCAAGCUCAGACAUUUCAUCUUCUUCAAGUGAGGAUGCCUCCAUAUUUGUGUCGAGUUCAGACAUCUCCGAUAUUUUCUCAAGUUCUGAUGUUUCUUGGAUUUCAUCUAGCUCGGAUAUAUCACUUAUCCCAUCCAGUUCGGAUGUUUCCGCGUUUCCAUCAAGCUCUGAUGAAUCAGUUAUCCCAUCCAGUUCGGAUGUUUCCGCGUUUCCAUCAAGCUCUGAUGAAUCAGUUAUCCCAUCCAGUUCGGAUGUUUCCGCGUUUCCAUCAAGCUCUGAUGACUCAGUUAUCCCAUCCAGUUCGGAUGUUUCCGCGUUUCCAUCAAGCUCUGAUGAAUCAGUUAUCCCAUCAAGUUCGGAUGUUUCCGCUUUUCCGUCAAGCUCAGACAUUUUAUUUCCUUCCAGUGAGGAUGUCUCCAUACUUGCGUCGAGUUCGGACAUCUCCGAUAUUUCAACCAGUUCUGACGUUUCUUUGAUUUUAUCCAGCUCGGAUAUCUCAUUCAUUCCAUCAAGUUCGGAUGUUUCCGUAGCCUCACCAAGUUCCGAUUUCUCCAACAUUCUGUCAAGUUCUGAUGUCUCAGAUAUUCCACCAACUUCGGAUGCCUCCAUAUUUGCAUCAUAUUCAGAAGCCUCUGACACUUUUUCAGACUCGGAUAUAUCCGCUGUUCUAUCUACAUCAGAAUUUUUAAGUUCCGAAUUUAUGUCAUCUUAUGCAUCAUCCGAUUCUUUAUCAAGCAUUGAUUUGGGAUCGUCUUACAUACCCUACGUGUCAUCUGCCGCUUCAGAAAUUUAUAGUUCUAGUAUUGAGUUUUCAAGCUUUGACUCAUCAUCCGCAUUCGACUUUAGCCCCUCCAGCAUUGGGAUAGAGUCAAGCGCUGACCUUGGAUCGUCUGAUGUAUCAUUUGCAUCCUCAUCGGAAUCAGAAAUAUUUAGCACUGUCAUUGAGUCGUCAAGUUUUGAAUCUACGAGCUUUGGCUUUGGAUCGCCUGAAGUGUCAUUUGUUUCAUCAUUGGAUUCAGAAAUUUUGAGUACUAGCAUAGACUCAUCAAGUUUUGAUUCAUCGUCCUCAUUUGAUUUUAGUUCAUCGAGCAUUGGAAUAGAGUCAAGCGCUGAUUUUGGAUCGUCUGAUGUGUCAUUUGUUUCCUCACUGGAGUCAGAAAUAUAUAGCACUGGCACUGAGUCGUCAAAUUUUGAAUCUUCAAGCAUUGGAUUGUCUGAUAUAUCAUUUGCAUCCUCGCCGGAUUCAGAAGUACUUAGUUCCGACAUUGAGCCGUCAAGCUUUGAAUCUUUAAGCAGUGAUUUUGGAUCGUCUGAUGUAUCGUUUGUUUCUUCACUGGAAUCAGAAAUAUUCAGUUCUGGCAUAGAGUCAUCAAGUUUUGAAUCUUCAAGCUUUGACUUUGGAUCGUCUGAUAUAUCAUUUGUGUCCUCACCGGAAUCAGAAAUUUUAAGUUCUGACAUAGGGUCAUCAAGUUUUGAAUCUUCAAGCUUUGAUUUUGGAUCGUCUGAUAUAUCAUUUGCAUCCUCACCGGAGUCGGAAAUAUUUAGUUCUGGCGUAGAGUCACCAAGUUUUGAAUCUUCAAGCAUUGAUUUGGGAUCGUCUGAUGUAUCAUUUGUAUCCUCACCGGAAUCGGAAAUAUUAAGUUCUGGCAUUGAGCCAUCAAGCUUUGAAUCUUUGAGUAGUGAUUUUGAAGCAACUGACGUGUCCUUUAUAUCAUCACCAGAUGCAGAAUCAUCGAGUAUUGGCAUUGAGUCAUCAAGUUUUGACUCUUCAAGCUUUGUUUUUGGAUCGUCUGAUAUAUCAUUUGUUUCCUCGCUGGAAUCAGAAUUAUUCAGUUCUGACAUAGAGUCAUCAAGUUUUGAAUCUUCAAGCAUUGAUUUUGGAUCGUCUGAUAUAUCAUUUGCAUCCUCGCCAGAAUCAGAUGUAUUAAGUACUGGUAUUGAGCCGUCAAGCUUUGAAUCUUUAAGCAGUGAUUUUGAAGCAACUGACGUGUCCUUUAUAUCAUCACCAGACGCAGAAUCAUCGAGUAUUGGCAUUGAUUCAUCAAGCUUUGACUCUUCAAGCUUUGUUUUUGGAUCGUCUGAUAUAUCAUUUGUUUCCUCGCUGGAAUCAGAAAUAUUCAGUUCUGACAUAGAAUCAUCAAGUUUUGAAUCUUCAAGCAUUGAUUUUAGAUCGUCUGAUAUAUCAUUUGUUUCCUCACCAGAAUCAGAUGUUUUAAGUACUGGGUUUGAGUCGUCAAGUUUUGAAUCUUCUAGCAGUGAUUUUGAAGCAACUGACGUAUCCUACUUUAUAUCAUCACCAGACGCAGAAUCAUCGAGUAUUGGCAUUGAGUCUUCGAGCUUUGAUUCGUUGUCAUUUGAAUUUAGUUCAUCAAGUACUCGGAUAGAAUCAAGCGCUGAUUUUGGAUCAUCUGAUAUAUCAUUUGUUUCCUCACAGGAAUCGGAAAUAUUAAUAGAGUCAUCAAGUUUUGAAACUUCAGGUAUUGGUUUUGGAUCGUCUGAUGUAGCAUUUGUAUCCUCACCAGAAUCAGAGUCAACAUCAGGUAUUAUAGAGUCAUCAAUAUUUGACUCAUCGUCCUCAUUUGAUUUUAGUUCUCCAAGCACUGGGAUAGAACCAAGCAUUGAUUUUGGAUCCUCCGAUCUAUCGUUUGUAUCAUCAUCAUCAGAAAUAGAAUCAUCUCCUGGUGUAAUAGAUCCCUCCAGCUCUGACACAUCAAGCGCUGAUUUUGAAUCAACAGAGGUUUCAUUUGAGUCAUCAUUUGAUGCAGCAUCAUCAAGCAUCCCAAUAGAACCUUCGAGCUUUGACUUGUCUACUCUGAUGAAUCAGUCCAAGAUACAUUCGUUGCGACGUCCACAACAGUUGCAGCUUCGUCUAGUUCCGUUGUAA
Molecule: messenger RNA, 4853 nt
Organism: Lingula anatina
Lineage: Eukaryota; Metazoa; Brachiopoda; Lingulata; Lingulida; Lingulidae
Biological process (GO): cell-matrix adhesion
Cellular component (GO): membrane
Molecular function (GO): calcium ion binding
Source: RefSeq, a predicted model, not a curated record